Molecule: messenger RNA, 3277 nt
Organism: Neltuma alba
Lineage: Eukaryota; Viridiplantae; Streptophyta; Magnoliopsida; Fabales; Fabaceae
Product: protein TRANSPARENT TESTA 9
Exons: 21
Coding region: 347-2920 (857 amino acids)
Biological process (GO): endosomal transport; regulation of autophagosome maturation; vacuolar transport
Cellular component (GO): late endosome; Golgi apparatus
Source: RefSeq, a predicted model, not a curated record
GGCCUGGCUUGGCUUCCUCCAAAACCAAACGGAACGAAACAAGCAUAUUCUUUGUUUCCUCUUCUCUGAACAGUUUCCUUUGAUCACGAUCCUUCAAAAACCCUACUCUCUCUCUGUAUCUCUUCAUCUCUUUGUCUCUGAGAUCAGGCAGUUUCUUGCUCCGAAGCUGCUCGGGAGGAUCGAGCAGUUUCCGAUUGGUGCAGGACGAGCUCUUCGAUUUCUGCUGCGUUACCACUGUCAAUUAUAUGAUUUCUAUCUUCACAAUUGGGACCACUUUGGGACAUUUAUUAAAGGCUUCAGAAUGAACUUAAGUGGCCUCAGUUUGGAGGUUUGAUCAUUUUCAAUCAUGUGGCUUUCCUUCUGGAGAUCCAGAGAUCGUUUUUCCCUUGAUGAACUCAGGUACUUGAGCGAUCAAUUGGCAAAAGUUCAAAUCGUUAAUGAUGUUAACAAGGAUUUUGUUGUUGAGGCACUGAGAUCAAUUGCGGAGUUGAUAACAUAUGGUGACCAACAUGACUCGAGCUUUUUUGAAUUCUUCAUGGAAAGGCAGGUCAUGGGAGAGUUUGUACGUAUUCUAAAACGGAGCACAACUGUUAGUGUUUCACUCCAGUUGCUGCAAACAGUGAGCAUUAUGAUCCAAAACCUGAAAAGUGAACAUGCUAUUUACUAUAUGUUUAGUAACGAACAUAUGAACUACUUGAUAACAUAUUCAUUUGACUUUCGCAAUGAAGAGCUAUUGUCAUACUACAUAUCCUUUUUAAGGGCAAUAAGUGGAAAAUUGAACAAGAAUACAAUUUCUCUGCUUGUAAAGACUCACAAUGAAGAAGUAGUUUCUUUCCCACUAUAUGUUGAAGCCAUACGCUUUGCCUUUCACGAGGAAAACAUGGUUCGAACUGCAGUACGUACUGUGACCCUUAAUGUUUAUCAUGUUGGAGAUGAAAGUGUCAACAGAUAUAUAACCAGCGCACCUCAUACCAAUUACUUCUCAGACCUGAUUUCAUUUUUUAGGAAGCAGUGUGUGGAUUUAAAUAGACUUCUAUCUGAUAUAUUAACAAAUCCACGGUCAGAUUGGACCUCUACGAUUCAUGCUGCGGUGGAUGAAAUUGAGGAUAACCUUUACUAUUUUAGUGACAUUGUCUCUGCGGGAAUUCCUGAUGUUGGAAGGCUUAUAACUGACAGCAUCCUUAUGCUUCUUAUAUUUCCAUUACUUCUUCCUUCCCUGAGGAUAGUUGCUGUUAAUGACAUGCAAAGUGGUGUUGUCACUUCUCUCUACUUACUUUGUUGCAUCUUGAGGAUCGUCAAAAUCAAAGAUUUGGCGAAUACAAUAGCUGCUGCUCUUUUUUAUCCCUUGGAGGCAUUUGCAAAAAGUUAUAGCCGUAAAGUCAAUGGCCAUAUAUCUGAUCGUGGCUUCACAUCUGAAAGGCAAGAGUCAGAAGAUGGUAGUUUUACCAACAAUGAUGCUAGAUGCUCAAUGGACAGUGCUCCAUGCUCAUCUGGUUCUUCAGGUUUUCAUCCUGAACAUGUGAUCGCACAAAAUGAUGCUAGUGAUUCAAAUUUGGCUAUAAGGGAGGUUUUGCUUGCAUACUUAACAAAGGGGGAUGAUCUAGAAGUCUUGGGUUCUUUGAAUGUGCUUGCAACUCUGCUGCAAACUAAAGAACUUGAUGAAUCAAUGCUUGACGGGCUUGGAAUUCUUCCACAACGCAAACAACACAAAAAACUUCUAUUGCAAGCUUUAGUUGGUGAGGCUUCAGGUGAGGAGCAACUUUUUUCUUCAGAAAGUAGCUUGACGAAGGAUGACAUCAGUGUUGAGCUUGACGUCUAUGUUGGAAAGAUCAAGGAGCAGUACGGAGUACUCUUUCCAUCUUCUGAAGUAGGAACAAGCCCUCGUGUAAAUAGAUUUCAGGUGCUUGAUGCAUUAGUCAGUCUCUUUUGCCGUUCUAAUUUAUCUGCAGAGACGCUUUGGGAUGGUGGUUGGCUUUUGCGCCAGUUGCUUCCUUACAGCGAGGCAGAAUUCAACAACCGUCACCUUGAAUUGCUGAAAGUUUCAUAUAAGAAUUGUGCUUCUGCUCUCACAGAGGAGGUUAAAGGUAUCUGGUCUGAUCUACUUGUAACUGUUCUCCAUGAUGAGUGGAGAAGGUGCAAAAGAGCAAUGGAGUCAUCAUCUCCUCGGAAGGACCCUAAGUUCCUCCUUAUACCACCUCAGAAGUUCUCUUCACAAGAUGAUAUUCCAGAUGGGUCAUCACUUGCUGCUGGUGAAAGAAUGCACGAGUUGGUGAAGGUGUUUGUACUUCUGCACCAACUUCAAAUUUUCACCCUUGGAAGACCUUUGCCUGAACAACCUCCCAUUCUUCCUCCUGGUGAUCUGCCUGUGGAUUCUCGUGCCCAAACUUCUGGCCUUGAUGCACUAUACCCAAAACCAGGCACUGAAGUCAGUCUUGUUAACGCUGUACCUUGUAGAAUUGCUUUUGAGAGGGGCAAAGAACGUCAUUUUUGCUUUCUAGCAAUCUCUGUGGGAACAUCAGGGUGGCUUGCGCUUGUGGAAGAAUUGCCAUUGAAGAAGCAAUAUGGAGUUGUUCGCGUUACUGCACCUUUGGCUGGGAGUAAUCCCAGGAUUGAUGAAAAACAUCCAAGAUGGUUACACUUGCGGAUUCGUCCAUCCUCUUUACCCUUUUUGGAUCCUGCCAAGCACCCGGGCUACGGGCAAGUAAAAGCAAAAGCUGUAGAUGGAAGAUGGACCUUGGCGUUCAGAGACGAGGAGUCUUGCAAGACAGCUUUUCACAUGAUUGAAGAAGAGAUUAAUCUUCUAAGUGAUGAGGUCCACAGAAGACUUAAACCUUUGCUUAAUCUCGAAAAUUCAACUUGCCCUUCUGUUCGUGUACCCGUGGAUUCACCUUUGUAUUCAACGCCUCUCAAUUCAUUGUAAGUUCUUCGACUUGCUCUACAAUAACAGGUUGUUCAGCCAAAGGGUGACAAAUUUAAAAGCUCCACCCUUUUGUAUAUGCUCCUAAAUUACAUACCGGAUCUUUAGGUUAGCAACUGUGGUUUAGUGUCAUUCUUUUUGUAUACUAGCUUUUCCUUGCCCUCAUCUGUAAGUCUUUAUCCUUUUCUCUCAUUCUUUAGCCAGUUUUAACCUAGGGCCCUUCUUCUUCUUUUUUUUUUCUUCCCUCCCUUGGGAGCUGUUACAUUAUGUAGCAAGUUUUGUAACACUGUAAAGAGGGAACCUCAUAAUGAAAGCUUUUACGUCUCUUCCCAUUUUCAUUUUCUGCCCGGAGCUGACUAA